Cryptomeria japonica (Japanese cedar) is the source of this 1654-nucleotide messenger RNA. Its product is annotated as cytochrome b561 domain-containing protein At2g30890. The record is from RefSeq and is a predicted model, not a curated record. The coding region runs from base 759 to 1541 and encodes 260 amino acids. Gene Ontology annotation, molecular function: transmembrane monodehydroascorbate reductase activity. NCBI's taxonomy places the organism in Eukaryota, Viridiplantae, Streptophyta, Pinopsida, Cupressales, Cupressaceae. The transcript is spliced from 5 exons.
GAUUGUGGAGGGUGGCAAUGCUGUUGGUUGUUGUGCACUGUGCUUGAUAUAUCUCUGUUAUAUCAUAUGCAUUAUGAAAAGUAGUUAUCAGGGGCUGCCAUGCCUUCUUUCCAGUUGUUUUAAGGCAUGUAUGGAUUAGAUAUGAGAACUCGGGUGGCUUUAUUAGGUUAUAUGGUGCAUGAAAUUUGCAUAAAAAAUCGAUUUUGUAGCUGGCUUGAUUAGUUUUUGAGAAGAUUUCUCAAGAGAGAUCUCAACCUUCAAAUUUAGGAUAGGCUGGUCUAGAUUAUGCAUGAGCAGAGGUAGUAUUUUGAGUUUUGGUUGCUGAGAAAAAGGUGCAUUGGUAAUAGUCUUGCACAUUGAAGGGAAAUAACUCUGCCCUUCAAAUUUGAUCCUUCAAAUCUGGGGUAUUCAAUGCAAUUCUGCAACUAUUGAUCCGUCAAAUCUGUGGUAUACAAUGCAAUUCUGCUACUAUUGAUUCCUCAAAUCUGCAAUGCAAUUCUGCAACCAUUGACCCCGCAAAUCUGUGGUAUUCAAUGCAAUUCUGCAACUAUUCGGUCUUGAGCUAAAGAAAGGAGCUUUGAAGCGUUAAAAGUCUCAACUGGUGAAGAACCUAUUUACAAAUUCUACUAUCAAAUGUUCAUUGUGAGCAGGGGGGAUUAGCUCCAUUGCAUGCAUAUUGCUAUUAGUUUUGGACUGUGUCUUCAUGCUGAUAUUUCUUCCUGGGAUAAGACGAUACACAGCUAGUAUACUUCACUACUAUGGGGGCACUGCAAUGUUUCUUCACUUUCAUAGGUGCAAGUCUUGUUCUAAGCGUAACAGCUCUGGAUAAGUCAGUUCAGUAUACAGAUUAUGACAGGCAUUUCGUUGUAAAGAAAUCACUGACAUAUGAGAAGGCACAUGGAUUCCUCCUGUGGGCAUCAAUGGGAUUUCUAAUGCCUAUAGCCAUAAUAGUGAUUCGGAUGUCCAGGGCUGCCAAACAGCAGGGCUCUGCAAGAAAACUUGAAGUUCUAUUCUAUAUCCAUGUUGGUCUACAGAGCUUAGCAUUCAUUCUAGCAACGGCUGGUGCAAUUAUAUCUCUGGUUAAAUUCAAUAACAAGUUCUACUUCACCCAUCGAAGGUUGGGCCUCGGCCUGUACAUAAUUGUCUGGCUUCAACCUAUUGUGGGUUUCCUGAGACCUCAAAGGGGCAUGCAAGGGAGAUGUCUAUGGUACUUUGUACACUGGAUAUUAGGAACUGGAGGAGUUAUACUGGGAAUUGUGAAUACUUAUAUUGGGUUUCGUGCAUACGAACUCAUGAGUUUAACAAGCUUAAGGACACUCAACAUUCUGUUUUCCAUUGAGGUAUCUGUGAUAGGGGCAUUUUAUUUGAUACAAGACAGAUGGGAUUAUCUUAUUCAACAAGGAGCUCUGAAAGCCAUGCCUGUAACACCUGCUGUAGUGUAUUCUCAACAAGAGCAACAAACCCCAAUUUCAUCCUCCGAGAGCAAUGUUACUUCAGUAGACUGUGGGAGCAUUUUAAAAGGGGUUGACAUUCUGAAAUAGAGUAUUACUAAACAUUGCUGUUGUUUUGUAAUACACAUAAUUUUUUACUAUCAUAUUAUUAUUGCUAGCAUGUUCCCAUGCCUUACAUGGGUUACAUUUUCAUCUUAUCCUAA